UUAACAGUGAUCCAUCAGCUGGCCGUCUCCCUCUCGCACUCCGUUUCGUUUCGGAGCCCUAGUUACGAUCGUCGAUCUCGAACUCAAAAGUGAAGUUUCUGGUCGUUUUUCGUGCUUAAGUGGCUGCUUUAUCUUCGUUCCGACCCUUGAAUUUGUUUGAAGCUGGUUGCUGUGACAAUGGCGCGAGUGUACGUUGGGAAUUUGGACCCGCGGGUGACGGAGAGGGAUCUAGAGGAUGAAUUCCGUGCUUUCGGUGUUCUUAAGAGUGUCUGGGUUGCUCGGAGGCCACCGGGUUAUGCAUUUAUUGAGUUUGAUGAUCGAAGAGACGCUCUAGAUGCUAUUCGUUCGUUGGAUGGAAAGAAUGGCUGGCGUGUGGAAGUCUCUCACAACAAGGGUGGUGGAGGUCGUGGCGGUGGGCGUGGACGUGGCUAUGGCGGAGGUGAGGACUCCAAGUGUUAUGAGUGUGGUGAACCGGGUCAUUUUGCAAGAGAGUGUCGUGGGCGCGUCGGUUCGAGAGGCUUGGGAAGUGGACGGCGUAGGAGCCCUAGUCCUCGGCGUCGUAGGAGUCCAAGUUACGGUAGAAGGAGCUACAGCCCUGGGGAUAGGUCUCCUCGUCGCCGCAGUGUCACACCUCCUCGACGUGGCCGCAGCUAUAGCCGGUCCCCGCCACAUCGCCGUGCUCAUCGUGAUUCCCCAUAUGCCAAUGGGGCUUAAGGCUGCAUCUUGGUAGAAACCCAUGGCUUAUAUUAAAUGGAGUCGCUAAUUGCUGAACCUUCGGCUAUGUAGCCUGGUUUGGAUGAUCGAGUUACGUAUGUUGCUGUCCUGAUGGUGAAGUUAGUUAAAAACUUGGAUUCACAUGGCUUCUACAAGUAUUUUAGCAAAGGGUGCAUAGAUGCCACAUGUAUUUGGCUCGGUCUCUUCAGCUACCGAAACUUUGAAGGUGUUUUUCAUACUUAGUUUGCCAUGUUCUGAUGCUUACAUGCUUAUGUUACUUUGUUUGGAGUAAUUCUAAGACUUUUGCAUGUU
Molecule: messenger RNA, 1026 nt
Organism: Rhodamnia argentea
Lineage: Eukaryota; Viridiplantae; Streptophyta; Magnoliopsida; Myrtales; Myrtaceae
Product: serine/arginine-rich splicing factor RSZ21
Exons: 6
Coding region: 178-714 (178 amino acids)
Biological process (GO): mRNA splicing, via spliceosome
Cellular component (GO): nuclear speck
Molecular function (GO): zinc ion binding; RNA binding
Source: RefSeq, a predicted model, not a curated record